AUGUACAGCCGGCCAAGUGCCGCAGACUCGCGCUUUGGCGCCAAUUCCUAUCGCCUCAAACCUGACGAGAAUCGCCGUCCUAACUUCAGUCGAAGUGAACCUGCUCUAAGUUCUUUUGAUGUUGAUAUGAAGGACGUAUCUGCUACAUCUGGACGGGUCUAUCGUGCGUCCCCUGCGCCUCCCACGGCGUCGUCGAGCUUUGGCCAGAACCGACAAGCACUGCGUGAGCGCCCAACCGGUACUUACCGACCUUCUGCUAUAAGCCGCUUGAUGGCGCCGACGGCCUCGUCACUGGCACAUCGAACGACAUCAAGAUUGACACCUUCUUCUUCAAAUGGGUCAACAAUGCCAUCGUAUGCUCGACCGACCGCCAGUAGCACUAUUGGCAGACAUCAAGUUUCGAGAAUCCCGUCCGCACCGACGAAAAAAUCGACAUACGGUAGUGGUACAAACAGAUUCCAGUCAUCUGUAUCAGCUUCAGCAGCAAGUUCUAUGCCUAGACGCAGCAGCGUCUUGUAG
Messenger RNA from Peronospora belbahrii, 519 nucleotides. NCBI's taxonomy places the organism in Eukaryota, Oomycota, Peronosporomycetes, Peronosporales, Peronosporaceae. The record is from the annotation of a GenBank genome assembly.